CUCGAAACAACAACAACAACAAAUAACAAGCUAGCAUGGGCGCUUCGGACAAGCUUCUCGGCGGGGCGAUGCUCGGCGUCGCUGCCUUUGUGUUUGUCUACUACACGACCUGGGCGCUGUUCCUCCCCUUCGUCUCCCCCGACUCGGGCCUGCACGCCGCCUUCCCCCCGCGCGAGUGGGCGACCCGCGGCCCCGCGCUGCUGCUCCUCCUCGGCCUGGCGGGCAUCGGCGCCUUCUUUGCCAAGGUGUCUGCGGCCGAGGCACGGAAAAAGGCCCAGGCGGGCAAGAAGGUCUGACGGGGUGAGCGCGAGCGCAGCGAGCGCGCCGAGCGGGCGGGAGACGAGCGAGAAGGUGGUAGCGCCGCCGACGAGCGUACCCCGCUCCUCCCUGCCGCUCAGGACUGAGGCGAUGACGGUGACGGCGACGACACGACGCAGUACAUUGAUGCAGCAUAGAUUUCAUUGCG
Messenger RNA from Vanrija pseudolonga, 466 nucleotides. RefSeq names its product Dolichol phosphate-mannose biosynthesis regulatory protein (gene dpm2-1). Gene Ontology annotation, cellular component: endoplasmic reticulum membrane; dolichol-phosphate-mannose synthase complex. Gene Ontology annotation, biological process: GPI anchor biosynthetic process. The coding region runs from base 36 to 296 and encodes 86 amino acids. The record is from RefSeq and is a predicted model, not a curated record. Gene Ontology annotation, molecular function: enzyme regulator activity. NCBI's taxonomy places the organism in Eukaryota, Fungi, Basidiomycota, Tremellomycetes, Trichosporonales, Trichosporonaceae. The transcript is spliced from 3 exons.